AGGAAUACCUCCCCAAAAAUGAUACAAGAAAAGAUUCACCUAAAUCUGUUCACAGCUGUCUGCAGAGCUCCUACUGUGUGCUGAACCUGAGGGUACACAGGGCACGGACACGUUUGGCAGGCCAGGUUUCCACACUUUUUGGUCCAGGCAAACCCAGAGGAGCCAGCUGGCUCAAGGACUUGGCAGCUGCGCGAUGACUCAACAGAGUUUACGUUCGAACCCAUGGCUGCAAGACUUAGGAGCUCACGAUGGCAUCUGCCGUGGUUCACUGCCCCAGGGAGUACUGAAUGAACGACAGAGGGGGUGGUCCCCGAGCAUCCGCAGCUCAACUGCCCCGCCCUGGCCUGCGACAUCCUCCCACCCGCAUGGACUGCGCGCAGCGCCGCCCAGCGGGGAGCCCAGCUGGGUGCCAGCGCCCGCGCCAGCGAAGCGGAGGAGGCCGGCGCCCGAGGCGGGGCAAAGUUCCUCCCAGCGCAGCGAGGACCGGAGGGCAAGGCCAGCGCGCGCCGGCGGCCUUGCGUCCGGGGCACAGAAGCGACGGGCCCGCACGGGGCGGGGACAGGAUGCGGCUGCUAGGCCUGCGGCUGUGGGGCGCGCAGAGUCCACCUGGCGGCCAAGAGCGCUGGCGACCACUGAAGCUCCUCGGGGCCUUCGGAGUCCGGGCUGCGCCUGUGCCCGCGGGAAGGCUGGGCGCUGCCCACACACAGCCCCUGCUCCAGGCCAGCCCCGCAGGGAGACUACUGGGGCGGCGGUAGGUGGGCGGGGCCGGGUCGGGGGCUGCUGUGGGCUGCCGACAGGCAGCGCGCGGGCAGCCCUCGGCAGAUGGCCAAUGGCGGCGGCGCUCUGGGCGCGGGGGGCGACGCGGCGCUUGUUGGCGGCGCUGCAAGGCCAGAGCCUGCGGCUCGCGGCCGUGUCGUCAGGUACUCACAGGUUGACUGCAGAGGAGAGGAACCAAGCUAUACUUGACCUUAAAGCAGCAGGAUGGUCGGAAUUAAGUGAGAGAGAUGCCAUCUACAAAGAAUUCUCCUUCCACAGUUUUAAUCAGGAAAAAGAGGCAAAUGACCAGAAAAUCAGCUGAUGUCAAGGAAUGUAUUCAGAGAAUCAACACUGAGAUUAUAUCCAGGGGUCAGUUUUCCAGCCAGGCUCCUAUGACUUCUGCAUGUACCAUGGCCUGUAGUGGUACCGGUGUCCUGACAGUUGUGAGUGCCCUCCAGUGAAGCACAACUAGGAACACACCUACAGUCAAACAAGUUGAGCUUAUUGCUUAUUGCAGUGAGGGAGAAUGCACACCGAAGGGCACCAUGGGGUGAGCCAGUAUAGGGUUUGGGCUUGUGUAGUGAUUUGGGGAGUUUGCUCUGGAUUAGAUGUUGUCAGGAAAUGGGUAAUUCUGUCAUUUAGUGUUUUAAUAAAUUGUAUCUAUAGGGAGAGUAGAUUAAAGUGGUGCCAAAGCUGAAAUUGAAGAAGCAAUAGUCACUCGUUAGCUGGGAGAGGAGGAUGUUUGGUAUUUUGUGGCUUGGACAGUGUUCAUGUUUUGUCUAUGUUCAGAUAUUGCAGAGUGGUCUUGUUUUUGCCUUCAUCCAUCAUGGUCACAGAGUGGCCUUGUCUGAUGUUGAUGUUGAUGUUCGAAAGGAGAGGACGAAGGACUGGUUGAUAGUACCAGGCCAGCGCCCAGGUAUCAGGAGCUGCUUUUCUCUUGCUCACAACUAGUGAGUAGAGUCGUGACCCUCUGGCACUGACAGGUUAUUAUUCAUCUUUCAUCUAGGAUAGAAAAGCUAUUGUUUUUUAUUGUAACAACAGCAUAACAUUAAAAUAGGAUGGUGUAAAUAAAAAAAAUUUCCAAUUGCAACUACUUUUAUUUUUCUCUGUUCUCUUCUGGUCUUUCUCCAUGGAUAUGUUUGUUUGCCAAGUGUGCCAGGGCAUGCCAGUUAUACAUGUGGUUACAUUUUUAAAAAACAUUUUAAUUUUAUCAUAAAAUAUUUAUUAAUUCAACAAAGAUUUAUUAAGCAUUUUCUGUGUGCUAGGUACUACUCUUAAGCUCAUACAGUUCCUAUCCCACUGGGAAGAUAGACAAUAAACAGAUGAAUAGGAAAUACAAUUUCAGCUAGUGAUGAGUACCCUGAAGAAUAAAGUAGGGAAUUGGAGUGGAGGGGGACAGAGGCACUCUUGGAGGUGGAGUGGUCUGGAAAGGCCUCUCUGGGGAGGGGACCUCUGAGGCCUGAAUAAUGUGAAGGAGCUCAGCACAUGAUGAUCCAAGGGAAGAGCUUUCCAGCUGGAGAACAGCAAGCACGGAGUUCCCAAAGCAGAAAGACCUUGCAUGAUUGAGCCCGAAGCAGAAGGCCAGUGUGGAGUGGAGUAGGAGAGAAGAUGAAGGGAAGGGUCAGAGCAUGGGGGCCUUCUUGGCGUGGUGAGGAGUUUGGAUUUUAUUCUGUGAAGGAAAGCUAAUGGAGGAUUUCAGGCAGAGAAGUGUCAUCCUGUGGCUGUGUUCUAAAAAAUCACCCUGGCUGUUCUGCUCAGAAUAGGCGGUAGGAAGGUCAGAGUGGAAGCAGGCAAACUCUGUAGAACACUGUUGCAGAUGUCUAGACCGGGGAUGACGGGGGUCCUAUGGAGGUAUCAGUGAGGAUGGAGAGAAAUGUAGGGUUCCACAUAUUUUGAAAGUAGAAUAAUCAAGACUUGCUGAAUGAUUGGAUGUGAGGAAGGGGAGAGUCAAGAAUGGCACCAAGGUGUUGGUUCAAGCUAUACAGAAAGGGUAGUGCCUCUGGUGCCAUUUACUGAG
Messenger RNA from Piliocolobus tephrosceles (Ugandan red Colobus), 2773 nucleotides. It is a transcript of the gene PCBD2, whose product is annotated as pterin-4 alpha-carbinolamine dehydratase 2. The record is from RefSeq and is a predicted model, not a curated record. Lineage: Eukaryota; Metazoa; Chordata; Mammalia; Primates; Cercopithecidae. Gene Ontology annotation, biological process: tetrahydrobiopterin biosynthetic process. Gene Ontology annotation, molecular function: 4-alpha-hydroxytetrahydrobiopterin dehydratase activity. The transcript has 3 exons. Bases 194 to 1078 code for a protein of 294 amino acids.